This is a messenger RNA of Chelonoidis abingdonii (Abingdon island giant tortoise), 1633 nucleotides long. It is a transcript of the gene PRICKLE3, whose product is annotated as prickle planar cell polarity protein 3. Lineage: Eukaryota; Metazoa; Chordata; Testudines; Testudinidae. The record is from RefSeq and is a predicted model, not a curated record. Gene Ontology annotation, molecular function: zinc ion binding.
UCUCUCAUUCAGUCCCCUCCCCCCUGACAGGCCAGAAGCUGCCCUGAUCCACCCCACCUCUGCCACGAACCCCCCAAAUUUGGUCUCCCCUUGAUGUGCCCUUCCCCAAGGGGAAGGGGUGGGGACCCCAAUUACACAUCCCCAAUUACACCCCCAGCCCCUCCCGCUCUCUGCCCCCCUCCCUUGGCCACGGCCCAGCUCUUGGCGUGUCACGCUCCGCUGAGCUGCGCUGGGGCAGGUCCUGGCGUGUGGGGCGGCUCUCGUCUCCCACAAUGCCCUGGGCCGGCCCGGUUGGUGUCUGAGCUCCCACAAGCCCCAGCGUGACCCAGGUGGCCCGGCACCGCGGCUCCCACGAGCCCCCUGCAUGGCUGAGCCACCCGAAGAUGCUGACCCCGACCGGGGGCAGCCAUGCCACGCGUGUGGGGACCAGUGUCCAGGCUUCCUGGUGCACGGAUGGAGGAAGAUCUGCCAGCACUGCAAGUGCCCUCGGGAGGAGCACGCAGUGCGGGCGGUGCCCAUCGACCUGGAGCGCAUGAUGUGCCGGCUCAUCUCGGAUUUCCAGCGCCACUCCAUCUCUGACGACGACUCGGGCUGCGCCUCCGAGGACUACGCCUGGGUGCCCCCUGGCCUUAAGCCGGAGCAGGUGUAUCAGUUCUUCAGCUGCCUCCCUGAGGACAAGGUGCCCUAUGUGAACAGUCCCGGGGAGCGGUACCGGAUCCGCCAGCUCCUGCACCAACUGCCCCCCCACGACAGCGAGGCUCAGUACUGCAGCCCUCUGGAGGAGGAAGAGAAGAAGGAGCUGAAGCUUUUCUCCCAGCAGCGGAAGCGGGAGAAUCUCGGGCGGGGGACGGUCCGGCUGUUCCCGGUCACCAUUACUGGUGCCAUCUGUGAGCAGUGCGGGAAGCAGAUCCGUGGCGGGGACAUCGCGGUCUUUGCCAGCCGGGCGGGGCAUGGGGCCUGCUGGCACCCCCAAUGCUUCCAGUGCACCACCUGCCAGGAGCUGCUCGUGGAUCUCAUCUACUUCUACCAGGAGGGGAAGGUCUACUGCGGGCGGCAUCAUGCCGAGCACCUCAAACCCCGCUGCCAGGCCUGUGACGAGAUCAUCUUUGCCGACGAGUGCACGGAGGCCGAGGGCCGUCACUGGCACAUGCGCCAUUUCUGCUGCUUCGAGUGCGAGGAGGCGCUGGGCGGGCAGCGUUACGUCAUGCGCCAGAGCCGCCCCUACUGCUGCCGCUGCUACCAGGCCCUCUACGCCGAGUACUGUGACGCCUGCGGGGAGCCCAUCGGCAUCAACCAGGGCCAGAUGACGUACGAGGGCCAGCACUGGCACGCCACCAACACCUGCUUCUGCUGCACCCGCUGCCGGCAGCCGCUGCUGGGCAAACCCUUCCUGCCCAAGGGGGGACAGAUCUUCUGCUCCCGGGGCUGCAGCCUGGGAGGGGAUGAGGCCAGCGCCUCAGACUCCUGCGACUCGGCCUCCCGGCCACCAGGUGGGCGCGGGCCCCCCCCGCACCCCCCUCUGGCCCGCUCAUCUCCUUCGCUGACCGCCCUGCCCGGCCCGGCGUGGCCCGGCUGGGCGCCGCAGCUGAGCGGGACCCCGGAGCGAGGGAGGAGUUGAGCUGGCUGGAUGCAC